This is a messenger RNA of Magnolia sinica, 349 nucleotides long. RefSeq names its product DNA-directed RNA polymerase V subunit 1-like. The coding region runs from base 1 to 345 and encodes 114 amino acids. The record is from RefSeq and is a predicted model, not a curated record. Lineage: Eukaryota; Viridiplantae; Streptophyta; Magnoliopsida; Magnoliales; Magnoliaceae. The transcript is spliced from 3 exons.
AUGUCUGAUCUCAAGCCCAAGAUUGAGAUCUCGUUCGCGGGAACGUUCGCCAGCAAUGCUUUCGCCGCCUAUGUUGCAGAGAGUAUUGCAGUGGCCUUCAUGUUUCAGUCCCCUCCGCUUCUUUGGGCCAUGCUUCUUAAGUUCCCGUUUGGAAGUGCAUAUUCAGUUGAUAGGCCAAUUAAAUGUUUUGAGAGAGCAGCUGAAAGGUGUCACACGGAUUCACUAUCCAGUAUAGUUGCAUCAUGUUCUUGGGGUAAACAUGUCGCCGUUGGCACAGGAACACCUUUCCAAAUUAUGUGGAGCAAGAAAGAAGUUAGUUUUCUUCCCUUUACCAUUGUUGUUUGAUUGU